This is a messenger RNA of Pterocles gutturalis (yellow-throated sandgrouse), 3473 nucleotides long. RefSeq names its product Ral GEF with PH domain and SH3 binding motif 2 (gene RALGPS2). Lineage: Eukaryota; Metazoa; Chordata; Aves; Pterocliformes; Pteroclidae. Gene Ontology annotation, cellular component: plasma membrane. Gene Ontology annotation, molecular function: guanyl-nucleotide exchange factor activity. The coding region runs from base 78 to 1832 and encodes 584 amino acids. The record is from RefSeq and is a predicted model, not a curated record. Gene Ontology annotation, biological process: Ras protein signal transduction; positive regulation of GTPase activity. The transcript is spliced from 19 exons.
AGGAAUGGUUAUUCAGUUGCCUUUGAGAUGAUCCUGCUGCUGUAAAUGUAGGGCUGAAGAUAAAUGGUGUGGGCAGUAUGGACCUAAUGAACGGACAGUCAAGCAAUGUUAAUAUUGCGGCUACUGCUUCAGAGAAGAGUAGCAGCUCUGAGUCCUUGAGUGACAAAGGUUCAGCUGAACUGAAGAAAAGCUUUGAUGCAGUGGUAUUUGAUGUUCUAAAGGUUACACCAGAAGAAUAUGCGGGUCAGAUAACGCUGAUGGAUGUCCCUGUAUUUAAAGCAAUUCAGCCAGAGGAGCUGGCAAGCUGUGGGUGGAAUAAAAGAGAGAAAUACAGUUCUGCACCAAAUGCUGUUGCUUUCACCAGAAGAUUCAAUCACGUAAGCUUCUGGGUUGUUAGAGAGAUACUCCAUGCACAAACUUUAAAAAUAAGAGCUGAGGUUUUGAGCCACUAUAUUAAAACUGCGAAGAAACUCUAUGAGCUGAAUAAUCUGCAUGCACUUAUGGCAGUUGUGUCAGGCCUGCAGAGUGCUCCAAUCUUCAGGCUGACUAAAACGUGGGCGUUAUUGAGUCGGAAGGAUAAAGCCACCUUUGAAAAGCUGGAGUAUGUUAUGAGUAAAGAAGAUAAUUACAAAAGGCUUAGAGACUAUAUCAGCAGCUUGAAGAUGACUCCUUGUAUUCCCUAUUUAGGUAUUUUUCUGUCAGACUUGACAUAUAUUGACUCUGCAUACCCAUCAACAGGGAGCAUUCUGGAAAGUGAGCAAAGAACCAACUUAAUGAACAACAUUCUUCGAAUUAUCUCAGAUUUACAGCAGUCAUGUGAAUAUGAUAUUCCUCUAUUGCCUCAUGUCCAAAAGUAUCUAAACUCAGUUCAGUACAUAGAAGAACUACAAAAGUUUGUAGAAGAUGACAAUUACAAACUUUCAUUGAAGAUAGAACCAGGGACGAGCACCCCCCACUCUGCUGCUUCUAGAGAAGAUUUAGUAGGCUCUGAAGUCGGAGCAUCUCCACAAAGUGGACGGAAAAAUGUUGCAGCUGAAGGAGCCUUGCUACCACCAACACCCCCUUCGCCUAGGAACCUGAUACAGCAUGGACAUCGGAAAUGUCAUAGUCUGGGAUACAAUUUCAUACACAAAAUGAAUACAGCUGAAUUUAAAAGCGCAACAUUCCCCAAUUCAGGACCAAGGCACCUACUGGAUGACAGCGUCAUGGAGCCUCAUGUCCCAUCCCGAGGGCAGGCAGAAAGCUCCACCCUUUCUAGUGGAAUCUCAAUAGGUAGCAGUGAUGGUUCUGAACUCAGUGAAGAGACUUCCUGGCCAGCAUUUGAAAGGAACAGGUUGUACCAUUCUCUCGGUCCGGGGACAAGAGUGUCACGAAAUGGCUAUCGAGGCCACAUGAAGGCCAGCAGCUCCCUAGAAUCUGAAGAUUUGGCUGUUCAUUUGUAUCCAGGAGCAGUUACUAUUCAAGGUGUUCUCAGAAGGAAGACUUUGUUGAAAGAAGGCAAAAAACCUACAGUGGCAUCUUGGACAAAGUACUGGGUAGCACUGUGUGGAACCCAGCUCUUUUACUACGCUGCAAAAUCUCUGAAGGCCACAGAGAGAAAACAUUUCAAAUCCACGCCGAGUAAGAAUGUGUCAGUGGUGGGCUGGAUGGUGAUGAUGGCAGAUGACCCUGAACAUCCAGAUCUCUUCUUAUUGACCGAUUCUGAGAAGGGAAAUUCAUAUAAAUUUCAAGCUGGAAACAGAAUGAAUGCAAUGCUCUGGUUUAAGCACCUGAGUGCUGCCUGCCAAAGCAACAGACAACAGGUUCCUGCCAACUUGAUGACCUUUGAAUAAUAGGCUAAUUCGAAACAAAAAAAAGAACAAUUGGAACCAUCUCAUAAUUGAGAACGAGGUCCUGAUGAAAAAUGUGCCAGCUGUAUUUUGUGCUAGAACGGAGCCUGUCAACUCGAUCUCUGAACUCUGGAGCCCUGAACAAAACCACUAAAGGUUGGGGAGUAGAGUCCCCCAAAUUAAAAAUGGAGUUGCAACAUGAAUUGCCAUGGACCAUGCUUCGUUAUAUUCUCUGAACUGACCUGUGGAAACCACUGCCUUAAAGAGUGAAAGGAAAAACAACAUGAAACACCAAAUAGUGUGUGUGAAACUUCUGGCGGUGCUGUGCUUGAGUUAAAUAGAUUGUAGCUAGUUUGAGUUUCUUUUAACUUUAUACUAAUUUUGAAAAUAACUCACCUUUUUAGGCAUUCUUAAGAAAACAAGUAAACUGGUAUUUAAGAGUUGUAUCAAAAGCUAUGUAUGAGCCAGGUAAAAGAGGUACUACAUGUUCUAGAGAUGUUGUUUAGACUAUACCAGGAGUUCUUGAUGGGAGCUCGUCCCAGGCACACUGAGCAUGGAGCAAUGUUAUUUCUCUCAGACCUACAAAUGUAAGAAAUGUAACAACUGCAAGUUUAAAAUAGCAGUAAACUUGCAAACCAUAGUACUGUAUGGGAGCCAUAUUCCCUACAAGUGGCACAAAGGCUGAGCACUUACACACCAAAAACUUUUUUGGUACGUUGUUACCUAAUUCCUGGUUAGAAAUGUAGUUCACGUGUUUUGGGUGGUCGGGGUGUGUGUGUGUGGAAGAGAUGAAACUGAAAGCACUGUUGGGUCAGAACUGAGUGUUUUCUUCCCAUUUGUUUCUACACCUGUCACUCUCCUACAUAUGAAGGUUGAAUGACAAAAAAAAACCAACACUUGGAUAUAGUUCACUGAGACAUUUUCCUUCUCUGGGUAUCUGUUAAUUAUCAAUUGGGGACCACUGUCAGUGGAUGGUGUUUCUUAAUAUCACUUAAGUUUUUAACAGAUAGAGGCACAAUUUCAAGCUUUCAUGUUCUCAUUUGGCAAUAAUUGAUUUUUAGUAAUCGGUCUUGGUCAAAAUAGUUGACAUUGUGUGGUAUUGCUAACAUGGCCUAAAGCAGACCUGACAUGCAGAAGCUCUUUUGAUCUACAGGCAAAUAAUUCAUUCAUUAGAAGGUAGGAUAACCUAUGGAGAGAAAAGGUGUGGGACUAUCAAAAUUCUAUCCUUAACAGGAUAGUUCUUGGUCACUGAAGUUACUCACAGAGAAAAACUUUAUGGUUGUAAAAAGGGAGCCGUGCUUUAUCUGUGUGUUUUUUGCUUACGACUUUGAUUCUUGCUUUAUUUGGGUUUCCUUGACAUCACCUACAUCUAGUUUCCUGGAUGAUUAGUCUGUCUUUAAUCUUCAAAAAUAUGAUGUUUGUAAAGCAAGGAAACAUUGUCCAAAAUAUGACUCUGAUAUCAGAACUCUGAAGUCUGUGAAAAAGUAGUAACUGUUCCAUUGGCAUUGUGGUUUAGUGGCCGUAAAUACGCUUGCAGAUUCCACCAUGAAUACUCCUUUUUAUAAAAAAGAAACAAGCUACCUACCAGUCUGUGGCAGAGUUCUCUGACUAUCUAAUAAAGGUUUCUACUAGUAGUGAUCAUUU